AUGGUCGUUGGUGAUGGUUCCGGCGCGCAACGUGCUGGUAAUUCCGCCGUUGAUGCAUCUAUGUCUUUGUCUUCCACAGACAAUCCAGGAGCUAUGAUUACUUCUGUUUUAUUGACUGGAGAAAACUACAAUGAAUGGGCUUCGGAGAUGCUAAAUGCUCUUCAAGCUAAGAAGAAAACUGGGUAUAUUGAUGGCUCAAAGGUCAAACCCACAGGUCCUGGUAACAAUCAUGAAUCAUGGAUUGCUGUGAACUUCAUGGUCGUGGGAUGGCUCUGA
This is a messenger RNA of Microthlaspi erraticum, 276 nucleotides long. The record is from the annotation of a GenBank genome assembly. NCBI's taxonomy places the organism in Eukaryota, Viridiplantae, Streptophyta, Magnoliopsida, Brassicales, Brassicaceae.